Messenger RNA from Drosophila albomicans, 1355 nucleotides. RefSeq lists its product as uncharacterized. Gene Ontology annotation, cellular component: extracellular region. The transcript is spliced from 5 exons. Gene Ontology annotation, molecular function: chitin binding. The record is from RefSeq and is a predicted model, not a curated record. NCBI's taxonomy places the organism in Eukaryota, Metazoa, Arthropoda, Insecta, Diptera, Drosophilidae. The coding region runs from base 503 to 919 and encodes 138 amino acids.
CAACAGCAACAGCCGCAUAAGAAAUAGUUUUUCCAGUGCAAAAACCAAAUGCCCAUUAUAUAAAUCAUCAUAAUCAUAAUCAACGAAAAAGUAUAAAAAAUUGUGUUACAAUAUCAACGUCGAGCACAUGCAAAUGCGUCAAGUGCUUUUUGCAGAUUCACUCAACGCAACUUAAAUCAAUUCAAUUCAAUUCAACGCGGUGUGGAUAGCAGUCUCUUUUUGACGGACUUGACGACUUUCCUUUGGCCAACAAAACUAAGCCAUGUGCCUGCUGCCAUAAACAAAGUCACGCUUCCUAAUUGAAAAGUGCCAGCUAAAUGGACGCGUAGCACGCGGCAAACUCAAAGUCCGAGUGAGUGAGAGAGAGAGAGAGAGAGGGAAUAGACGCGUUGCAUUUUUUGGACAUCAAGAGAGCGGAGCUGCCACAGAAGACACACGACUGCGACGACGACAACGACGGCGAUCGAGGCGACCGAAGCGAGCAACCAAAACAGAGGCCAAAAUGUGCAGCUCAACAAAAAUGGUUUACAGUUAUAGAAUUUUAUGGCUUUCCGGCGUUUUACUAGCUCACCUGUUGCUGGUGGCGAUUAGAGCGCAGGAGCCAGCCAGUCCAGUAUUUCAGAAUCACAAGACGAAGGAAUGGACGAAUUUAGAUAAUAUAACAUUUUCAUUCGAUUGCAAGCGGCGUUCGGUGGGCUUCUAUGCGGACAUGGAGUACAAUUGCCAGAUAUUCCACAUGUGCGAUGAGGAGGGCAAUCGAAUACCGCAUUUGUGCGCGAAUGAGACGAGCUUUAAUCAGGAAUACAGAAUAUGUGAUUGGGAUUACAAUUUUAACUGCACAGAGUCGCCGAAAUGGUUCUAUCUGAAUGAGUUAACUUAUGCCACGGAUCCGCCAGAUGAAGAUGAUGAGGACUACUAAAUGCAAUUAACUAAAUAUUUAUUGUCUUUGGGGAGCAAAAACAAAUUAAAUUAACUGUGUAAACUGAAGAAAACAUAUGAGAAAAUGAAAUGAUAAAAAAAACGCAAAAAGCCCUAAAUGGAGAGUAAAUUUCCAUGAAAAUGUUAACUAAUUUAAGAAAAUUUGUUGACAAUUUUUGUUGAGUUUCGUUUUAUUGUACAAUUGUAUAUGUAGUCUAAUUUUGAGUAUUGUGUAUUGAAUGAGAGUCGUGUAAAUAAUGUAAAUAGAAGGCCACUAACUAAUAACAACAACAAUAACUGCAGCAGCAUGAGUAACAAAACAUGAACUACAACAAUUCGAGGCCGUCGUCAGAUUACUGUAUAAUUUACAAAUAAUUUUCUUUUGUUUGUAAGCACAACAAGAACAACAAAAUAAAUCGAAACCAUGGAUUGUACAA